Populus euphratica (Euphrates poplar) is the source of this 852-nucleotide messenger RNA. Its product is annotated as transcription repressor OFP14-like. Gene Ontology annotation, biological process: negative regulation of DNA-templated transcription. NCBI's taxonomy places the organism in Eukaryota, Viridiplantae, Streptophyta, Magnoliopsida, Malpighiales, Salicaceae. The transcript has a single exon. Bases 1 to 852 code for a protein of 283 amino acids. The record is from RefSeq and is a predicted model, not a curated record.
AUGUCAAAGAAACUCCGAAAAUCUAUCCAAGAGUGCCUCUAUAAGAUCAAAAACCCUAUCCAAAAUGUCCAUUUUUAUCCUGAUUCAAAGAAACGGGUUUUAAGAGGCUGCAAACGACCUAGAACGCUGUCCUUUGCCAUUGCUCGUAAGCAAAAUGAGAUUCAUAAUGAAGAAGGAGAGAUCAAUAAGGGCGUCUCAGCAACACUCUCUGAUGUCGAUCGCUUCCUUUCCGAGAAUUUUAGCUCACUUUAUAUCAGUGAUGACUAUGGAAAUUAUCAAAAGGGAAGUGACCAUAGAUCUAGAGGAGCUGAUCAAACUCGAAGCUCUCAAGAGAUUUUAAUUGAUUCACCUAGGUUCCUUGAUCCACCACUGGACCUUUGCAGCUCCCAUCGAUUCUUUGUGACGCCGGGACCAUCCAGUUCACUUGUAGAGGAGGCACGAUCCAGCUUAACAGCCACCUCCAGGAACAUGGGUUCAACCUCAACGUCAAUGUCAACCUGCUACAACAACCUCAAUGAAGCCUCUGCCACAGUUGCUUCUAAUGAUAUAAAGCAGGUUAGGCUACCAGAUGACUGCAUCGCAGCAGCGCUAACCGACUCUCCGAGUCCCUACGAUGAUUUUCGAGAGUCCAUGCAAGAAAUGGUGGAAGAGAAAUUGCAGAAUAAUGGGAAGGUUGAAUGGGAUUUCAUGGAAGAACUUUUGUUUUGUUACUUGAAUGUGAACGAGAAAACGUCACACAAGUUCAUACUCAAUGCUUACGUAGAUCUCAUUGUUGGUUUGCGCAAAAAUCUAGAUACAGGUCACGGAAUUCUCCAAUUUCAGGAUCAGGAAGGAAGAAAUUGGAUAACAUAA